UGUAUUGACGAUUGUCCUGUCGACAUUGACGUUCUACUUUCUAAAGGGAGCGAAAAUCAACAAUCUGUAUUAAAUUGCUACUAACGCUUCAAAAUUACGUUAAAUUACAAGUUAUUUGAGAAGAUGCCGUCGAUGAAAGUGGAAGGUGACAGUGAUGGUGAUGGGGAUAUGUCGGGAGGAGAUACCGAGCGUUCAAAUGGGUCAUCCAGAGGUCCUGACAGGGAUUCCAGUGCUGAGGAAGCUGAUGAGCCUGACUCCGAUGACUCCUCGGAGAUGGACGAGAGCGAGUGCGAGAGGAGGAGAAACGAGUGUCUGGAUAACCUAGCCAACUUGGAGCGUCAGUUCUCGGUGCUCCGCGAGCAGCUGUACUGCGAGAGGGUGAAGCAGGUGGACCACCAGCUGGCCGAGGUCCGUGGUGGACGAUCUCAAGAGUACCUCGGACCUUUACGGAGGUUGCAGGAGAAUAUGAGGAUUAGGAUCGAGGUAGCUGGCAUACUGAAGCAGAUGCGUAUAGAGAACAUAAAACAUAAGUACGAGGCAGAGGAGCAAGCAGCUCACCAGCAUUUUAAGAGUGAAAAAUGGCUGGCGUAUGAAAACUUGAAGGAAGAAAUCUUAGAGAAAAUUAAGAAACUUGAGGAGGAGCGGCACACGGUGGACCUCUGGUCUUGUGGGCCCGAGUGGGGGAGGAAGAGGCGCAGGAGACAGGUGACGGUGUCCCCUCCCUACGUGGUGUACAUGCUGCCCGAUGCUGACAUCAUGGAGGACUGGAGGCUCGUCAGGAAGCUUCUGGAAAGAACUGAUUAACACUCUACAAAGAUUUUUCUAGAUAUUUUUAUAAUGUGUAAGGUUAAAUCGUGAGAAGAUCUGUAAAUAGUGGCCGAUUGCCACUUUCAUAGUACAGGUUAUUUGAGGCACGUUUUAUCGCCAAAAUUUAUAACCUAUCUCAACCUAAAAUCUGUGGAUUAAGAUAGAUUUUUCUCAGAAACUCCAUACAAAUGUUAUAAUGACAAAAAUCGAUCCUUGUCCAUAGAUUUUGGAUUGGAUAGGUUAGAAAUUUCGGCCGUUAUAGUAUUUAAAAGAAAGACUUAGUUACUCAAUUUCAAGGACAAUUUGAUUAUAUUUCUUGAAUCACAUUUUUGGCGGAGAUAUGGCCGUAGUAAGUAAAAGUACUAUAAAUAACAAAGAGACGUUUUAAUGAGAAGAUUCGUAUAGGAUUUAUGCAGCUCACGGGAGACAUUGAAAAAUACAGUGUUGGCCAAAAGUAUUAGGCAAUAUACUGUCGGACACUCCUCUUUUUGCUGCUGAAGGGCCUAAACCUCAUCGAUCAUACAUUCUUGAACAUUUAUUAGCAUUUAUCACUAAUUCGCGUAUUUAUUUACAACUUUACUUCACAACUUCUACAAUCCUACUCCAUAAUCACACGCUGUCUGUAUAUUUUGUGUACAAACAACAGUGCCGGUGUUUACAAACACUUGAUAACAAACGCUAUACUUCGCAUUUCAUUAAUUUAACAAUUUCUUUUUUCAUCCUCUACAUAACAUUUCAAAACGGCAUUAUUUAUUAAAUUCCUUGUUUUUACUGUGUACUUCUAAAAUUAAUCAUAUAAAUGUACACUAAUUAAUUUGGAGUAAAGAUAGAUUGAAAAAGAAUGUAUCUUUGUGAUUGUUUAUAGAUGACCUAAUACUUUUGGCCGAUACUGUACGAUGUAUAUUUCUUAGCCAAGUUUUAAACCCUUAAUGGACGAUAUGAUUGUAUUUAUUUUUGUAGGGUACAAAACACAAGAGGUUGUGUAUGUUACCGAAUUAUGGAAACAAAUAAUCAGGAUUCACUAUUGUUUUAAGUGUCAAUUUCUACAUAGUAUCGAAUUGGGUAGUUUCCUCAGUCAAAAAUAAAUUAUUUCGACUUUUCAAUACAAUAAAAUAUUCAAAAAUAAUCACACUUUCAUUCAUAGAUUUGAUGAUCUACUUAAUUUUCAAAUUAUUCUAAAUAAUUUUCUAGAAAUAAGUUUACGUAAAAAAUCGUAGAAAAUAUCGUUUUUGACGUUUCGAAAUAAAUAUUGAAUUUGACUAGUAGGAAACUAGCCUAUUCGAUGACUUUUGACUCGUAUUUAGUCGGCAGUCAUUGCUACUACUGUUGGAGUGUUGACACUUAACUAUUGUUUGAAGUAAAAAUAAAUGUUCAAAGUGA
Spodoptera frugiperda (fall armyworm) is the source of this 2187-nucleotide messenger RNA. RefSeq names its product breast cancer metastasis-suppressor 1-like protein (gene Brms1). Gene Ontology annotation, biological process: negative regulation of transcription by RNA polymerase II. Gene Ontology annotation, cellular component: Sin3-type complex. The transcript has 4 exons. The record is from RefSeq and is a predicted model, not a curated record. Gene Ontology annotation, molecular function: histone deacetylase binding. NCBI's taxonomy places the organism in Eukaryota, Metazoa, Arthropoda, Insecta, Lepidoptera, Noctuidae. Bases 124 to 804 code for a protein of 226 amino acids.